Pseudogymnoascus destructans is the source of this 1230-nucleotide messenger RNA. RefSeq lists its product as uncharacterized. The coding region runs from base 1 to 1230 and encodes 409 amino acids. The transcript is spliced from 2 exons. Lineage: Eukaryota; Fungi; Ascomycota; Leotiomycetes; Thelebolales; Thelebolaceae. The record is from RefSeq and is a predicted model, not a curated record.
AUGGCAAUAACCAGGACUAGCGGGCAUGGCGAAGCUCGUGAUGAUAACACCAGACCACGACUCCCAAUUUCCGCUGUCGCCGCUGAACGUGGCGGCAUGAACCAGCGCCAGCAAUUAAAUCUCGUCCAAGAGUUAGAAGAUGCUGUUUCUCAACAUAAGGACUCUAUAGAGGCUAUACUGCAGGUCCUCCAGAGAUUAAGAUCCAAAUGGUCUAUGGAUGAACAAGACCUUACGAGAAAACCAUUUGAAGACUGGAUUAUAAGAAAAGUGAACUCAAAGAUAUGGCUACGUGCUAGAACAAUAAUAUACGAGGCGAAGAUAAGACAUACAAAACUUAAGAAGCAAGUGGAAAAGAUAGCUGCCUCGCUCGAUACGAAGCCGAAUAAGCUUUUUUUUCACAUUGGGGGCGAUGUUCUAUGUUCAAGGGUGGGAAUUGACAACCUUAAGUCUCUUGUCGCACUCUCUAAUAAUAAUUUCGACUUGACACUAAAACGUGUUGAAAUAGCCAGACACGACAGGUUAGCUUCAAAAAAUGAGGAAGAGGCGCAGAAGAAGAGAGAGGCAGAGGCACGAAAGGUCCAGGAAGCAGCAGCAGAAGCAGCAGCAGAAGCAGCAGCAGAAGCAGCAGCAGAAGCAGCAGCAGAAGCAGCAGAAGCAGCAGAAGCAGCAGAAGCAGCAGAAGCAGCAGAAGCAGCAGAAGCAGCAGAAGCAGCAGAAGCAGCAGAAGCAGCAGAAGCAGCAGAAGCAGCAGAAGCAGCAGAAGCAGAGAUAGAGACACGAAAGGUUCAGGAAGCAGAAGCAGCAGAAGCAGAGAUAGAGACACGAAAGGUUCAGGAAGCAGAAGCAUCAGAAGCAGCAGAAGUAGCAGAAGCAGCAGAAGCAGCAGAAGCAGCAGAAGCAGCAGAAGCAACAGAAGCAGUAGAAGUAGCAGAAGUAGAGGCGGAGGCAGAGGCAGAGAGGGAGAAGGAACGAAAGGGGCUAGACGCGGACGCCACACAGAAGGCCGCAGAUACUCGGAACAGCUUAGACGCCAGCACAGACGCUGAGAACAGCAUAGACGCCCAGAACAACAUAGACGCCCAGAACAGCUCGGGCAUUCAACCUGUCGCACGGAUGACCAGAACAGCUCGGAUGCUCAAACGGUCGCAGAUGCGCAAAAUGUCUUCGACGCCCAGAAGGAUGGCGUACUACCAACGCAGAGAGAGACGCCAAGGAGUGAUGCAGACCUAA